This is a messenger RNA of Colius striatus (speckled mousebird), 5146 nucleotides long. RefSeq names its product AT-hook transcription factor (gene AKNA). The record is from RefSeq and is a predicted model, not a curated record. Gene Ontology annotation, cellular component: centrosome. The transcript has 21 exons. Lineage: Eukaryota; Metazoa; Chordata; Aves; Coliiformes; Coliidae. Gene Ontology annotation, biological process: neuroblast delamination; epithelial to mesenchymal transition; neuroblast division in subventricular zone. Bases 169 to 3798 code for a protein of 1209 amino acids.
CCGGGGCCGCGGGGCCGGGCCGGGGCCGCCGGGCGAGGAGGGGCCGCCGGGGCCCCCGUGCAGCCCCUGCCAGGACGUGGCCGCGACGAUGUGACCUACAUUGGUGGCACCAGGUCCCCAGGCUGCCGUGAGGCCGCAGGAGUGGGAGUGGGGCCGUGCCCGCGGGCCAUGGCCUGCCCGGCUCCAUGGCUGCACCACACACAAACAGAGCUGCCGUGCUGGGGCUGGGACUGGCACGGGCUGCAGGGGGAGGAGGAGGAAGGCGACGGCUUUGAAAGGCAGAUGGAUGAGGAUGGGGUCGUCAGCCUGGGGGAGGAUGCCGGGAGCCCACCGUGGGGCGACGGCAAGGACCUGGAGGAGGGGUCCCCGGCAGAGGAGGGUCCCUGGCACCCGCGGCAGGAGCCGGCGGAGGCAGAGGAGGAGCUGGGCAGCUCUUCGGAGGACGAGGGGCCCUGGGGGGCGGAGAGCGACGGGGAGCCCUACGCCGAGCUCUCCUACGAGGGCCGGUGGGGCUCGGGGUCCAGCCCAGAGCUGUCGGACGCCAGCCCCAGCCCCACCAGCCCGUCCCGCCGGCAGCGGGGCCGGGGCGCGGCUGGGGGCGGUGGUGGGGGGCAGGGGCUGCGCCACAGGACUCGGCUGCCCCCCAAGCCUGGGCGACCGGCACAGCCCCUGAGCCCCCAGCAGCCACCCGCGGGGGUCCGGGGGCCGAGAGACCCCCCGGGAGUGGCUGAGGGCAGCCGCUACGGCCAAGGGCGGCUCAACCACCCCCUGCCCGACCUGUCCAAGGUGGAGCCGCGGGUGAAGUUCAGCCGGAGCUACCGGCCGCCACGGGGCCGGGUCCCGCCCCAGCCCAGGGCCCCCGCGGCCCCCGGCACCCUCCGGUCCCCGGCCGACAUCGUCCGGGAGGUGCUGCUGAGCAGCGGGGAGGGGGCUGCCCCCCGGCCCCCCGCCUCUGCCUCGCUGCCCCAGGAGCUCAGCUCGCCCCGACAGGCCACGGCUCUGGUCCAGCAGCUCCAGGACGACUACCACAGGCUGCUGACCAAGUACGCCGAGGCUGAGAACACCAUCGACCAGCUGCGCCUGGGCGCCAGGGUCAGCCUCUACGCUGACCCACCACAGCCCAGCCGCAGCUUCACCGUGGGCCGCGUGGGCACGGGCUGCCCGGUGCUGGCCCUCAGCAUCCCGCAGGCCAGGACAGCAGCCGUGGGCACGGCCCCGGCCCCACCGUCCUCACCAGGUGCAGCUCCAGCACCGAGACCGUCAGAGCCGGGGGGAUCAGCCCAGUCGCCGUGCCCAGCUCCGGCCGGCGGGGGCUGCCCCAGCUGCGCGGGGCCCUGCGGCUGCGGGGGGUCCCGUCUGACGCAGACCCUGGCGGGACAGACCCACGAGCUGCGGGCACAGGUGGAAUCCUUCGAAGGCUGGGUGCGGGCAGGGAGUCCCACGGCGGAGGAGCAGCUCCAGAGGUUUGGGAGGCUGAGGGCUGCACAGGCCGCGCUGGAGCGAGCGUACCUGGGAGCUCGGCAGCAGCACCCGCCAGCCUCAGGCCGCUUCGACCCGCACCGCACACUGGAAGGGGACAUCUUCUGCCUGGGGCUGCGCCUGGAGGAGCUGAAGGAGCGACUGGAGCCUGGGGCCCGGCAGCAGUUCCCCCCACAGCCCCCCUGUCCCCCCCCACAGCCCCCCUGCUCCCCACAGCCCUGCUGCCCCCCAGCCCCACACCCCGAGAGCCCUGUGCUGACAGAGGGUCCCCGGGGCCCGGCGGGGGACGGUGGGGCCGUGACGGGGCGGUUUCCCCGGCCCCUCUGGCACAAGCGGCUCCAGGUGGAGGAGAACUUCGGUGACCUGCUGGAGCAGUACAGGCACGUCAAGUCCCUGCCGGAGCGGCUGCGCCUGGAGCGGCUGAGCCUGGAGCAGCUGAGCCUGGCAGACAGCGCGUCCCCAGAGGAGCUGGAUGGGCCAGCAGCAGGGGACGGUGGCCCUGGCGAGGUGCCCUGCAGGGCCCUGUCACUGCAGGAGGGGGCCAGCCCCGAGAUGUCCCCCCGGUCAGCGCUGUGGCAGGACGAGUGCCCCAGGCCGCCCCCCCAGAGGAGAGCCAAGCCGCUGCCCCCCGGGAAGCCGCUGAGGGCAGGGGGCACCCGGGGCCAUGAGCCCCCCACCACCACUGAGGAGGCCAUGGCCACGGCCCAGCUGCCCCCGGGGCUCCCCACGGCCCCCUCCGGCCACAGCAGUGCUGGGGGGGGCACCACCGCCUCCCACCAGCCCCACAUGGAGCAGCGCAUCGUGUCACCAGAGACAGACAGCGGCUUCGUGGGCUCGGAGGGCAGCAGGGUGUCACCCUCCGGGCACCCCCUUGGGCACCGGGCCCCCCACUCUGGGACCCCUGUCCCUGCCCCGCUCUGUGCUCUGUGGGACAGGGACGUGACCCCGCUGCGCCGCGAGACACGGCUGAUGGGCACCUACCCCACGGGCAGGCAGGGGGACACGGGGCAGCCCCCCCGGCCCCCCAGCACCCCCUCACAGAGCUGCUGCCCCCCGUGCUGGGCCGAGAGCGGGGGCAGCGAGGCCGGGCCCGGCGCUGCCGGCGCUCACACAGACUCCGAGGCAGAGGGCGGGAGUUGCACCAGCACCAGCGGGCAGCCCCCCACAGCCCAGGGCCCAGCCAGCCCCUCACCAUCCUCCGAAACGCCAGCCCCUGGCCCGCCGGCCCCCGGCCCGGCUCCCCGCGACCUGCUGGGCGUCCGGCGGCGGCGAGACCGCGCCGUCCGGGAGCUGCGCGACGAGGUCUGGCGGCUGCGGCGGCGGCUGCAGGAGGGUCUGCGCCGCCCCCACGGACCCCCCCGGGGAACAGCCCCCCCGGGGGCCGCCGGAACGUCACCCCCCGCGCGGCAGCCCAGCCCCCCGGCGCGGGGCAGAGCGGCCCCCGGGCCGGCAGCCGGCAGCGGGAGGUCGGCAUCGCUGCCACGGGACGGGCCAGGGCUGCACCUCGGGACACGGCACCAGGCAGGGACACAGCACGAGAUGGGACAAUGGCACCAGGCAGGGACACGGCACCAGGCAGGGACGCAGCACGGGGUGGGACAAUGGCACCAGGCAGGGACACGGCACCAGGCAGGGACGCAGCACGAGGUGGGACAAUGGCACCAGGCAGGGACCCCGCGCCCCAGCCCAGCCCCCCGAGGAGCGCCGGGCAGCACAGACUGGCCCCAGUACCACGGGAGCAGGACGCCGGCAGGCGGCUGCCGGGCUGCCACGGGGCAGCCCCAGCACAGCACCCCGAGGGGCACACGCUGCCCAGCCUGCCGGGCAUCCACGGGGGCUCCUGCGCCUGGUGACGGAGCCGGGGCCGUGCACGCAGAGCGUGUCCCCGGGGCUGUGUCCCCCCGUGGCUCCCGCUGUGCUCCCCGAGCCCAGAAGCUGCAGCAGCCCGGCCUUUGGUACUUGGUGGCCAACCCCGGGGCCAUUGGCUGCCUCACGCCCGUCCCGCUCGUGCCUUACGUGCCCUCCCUGCUCUGCUGCUCCCCGGCGGUUCCUACCUCAGCCCCGGCCAUGCCCGGGGUCUCCCCACAGCACAGCUCGGGGCAGGGACGGGCCCAGCAGCGCCCCCGGGCACCCACCGCUGCCCCCUCCCGCGGGCCGCAGCUGGAAAUGGAGCUGCAGGAGCUGCAGGAGCUGGAGCAGGGGCUGGGCCGGGCACUGGAGGCUGCGCAGGGCCUGAGGCAACACACUGAGUGCCUCAGCCGGGCCCUGGCCAUGCAGCUGGGCCAGGCACGGGCUCUGAGGGGCUCCAGCCUCUGCUGAGGGGCUCCAGCCUCUAUUGAGGGGCUCCAGCCUCUGCUGAGGGGCUCCAGCCUCUAUUGAGGGGCUCCAGCGUAUCCCAAGAGCCCCGGUGGCACCUGCCAGACACUCCCUGCUCUUGCAGCCAUGGCAGGAGGAGGAGGUGGGUGCCCCCCUGCCAUCAGAUAGGGGGCACUGGGGCCGGAGGCAUCUCCACAGGGCCCUGCCCCAGCUCCCAGCCAUCUGCCCCUCUGCAGCACCACCCCAGCGGGGUGCCCAAGCCUGAGACGUGGGCAAAGGCUGUUCCAAACCUGUGCCAUCCCCCAGCACCCUGGGCUGCCAGCACGGCCCUGGCAGGGGGACACUGACCCCUGGGAGCAAGGGAGAAGCCCCCUGCCCCUCCUCCAGCAGCCCCCACCCCCAGCGGAGCUCUGACCCAGCACAGGCUGAGCCCCAGCUCGGGGCAUCCUCUGGGGACUCAAUGCCCAGGCUCAGUCCUGCCCACCCUCACCCUGUGCCCUGCCCUGGGCCCUCGGCCCAGCCCUCUCCUCCCUGGGCAAGCUCUGUCUGUGGUUCUGUGUGAAGAGGUUUUGUGCUGAGGCAGCUCAGCAGCAGCUCAGUCACCCUCAGGGCUGAUGGAGGGGGUGUGGUGGGAGUGGAGAUGUGUGUUUGUGCCUGCAUGGGUACCCGGGUCUGUUCUGGUUUGAAUCUCCAGCACAAUCCUUUGGGCACUGGGGAGGUGUUUGGCCAUCCCUGGGUGUGACAGCCCAGUGUCACCCGGGCACAGAACUGCAGGACCUGGGCUUUCCCUUGGGAUUGCCAGGGCAACUGGGCUGGGGGGGAAACAGCCCCCUGAGACCAAGGCAGGGGCAGAGCGCGGGGUCUGCAGAGCCCUUGUGCCUCUGGGCUGGGGCUGGAAGGGGUCAAGGGCUGGUUUUUAGUGACAGAAUGUGGUGGGAGCAGCCUGGGCUUGGGCACAGCACGUCAGCACCUGCAGCCUGUGCCCCUGGGAUGGGUCUGGGCAAAGGCCCUGCGCUGUGCCCCGGCGCUCAGCCUGCAGUGCCCAGCUGGGAGUGUCUGAGAACAGCCCAGAGGGCCCCUCACACCCUUGUGUUUCAGUUGUUGUUGUUGUACAAAGACCCAGAUUUGGGGGAGGGUCACAAACACCCCCAGCAAGUUACUCAGGUCCAGGAGGGGAUUUCUGUUUCCUCCCCUCCCACCAUGUCCCAGCUGAGCCAAAGCUGCCCCAGCCCCAGCCCCUGUGUGCUCAGCUGGCUCAGGAGCAACAGCCAGGAGCAAAGAUGAAGAAUUUUUCCAUAUGUCCUAUUUUGUAACGCCCAGCAGAGCUGUUCAUGUGUUUUCUACCGAGAUG